UGGGGCAAGGAACUAGACUCCUCAGCACUGGCGACAUGUAAACAACAACAAACGGAAAGUGGAUGUCGAAGUCGAAACCAUGAAAAGAUUAUUCGAUCAAUAUUAGACCUAAAGCACUAAAUCUCCAAAAUCAGAGAUGGUACUGCAGUGCACCAAGGUAGAUAUUUCAGGUGUUGUUCUCCCGUCCCGAACGAACCACGCAAGCGCGUUUUGGGACGGCAAGUUUUUCGUCCACGGAGGAAACGGCGACAGCAAGUACGACAAAUGCCUGGGCGACUUUUGGGUGUUGGACACGGUGGGAAUGACCUGGUCACAACCCGAGACAUCGGGGGAAGGGCCUGGACCGAGGUGCCAUCAUUCGAUGGAUGUUAUACAAGGAAAACUGUGGAUUUUUGGAGGCUGGACAGGCAAGAGGCGAUGCAAUUUCCUUCACAGUCUGGAUCUAGCUACGUGGCAGUGGACAGACUGCACGCCCAUAAUGUCAGCCGUAGAUACCCACUCCAGUCAUGCAUCAACUGUCCUCGAUGACCACACGAUCCUCGUAGUGGGCCGAGGAGAGACAGGAACUCAUGCCAAAUAUGGAUGCAACAUCGACUACCUAGACACUCGGACGCUCAAGUGGUCCACUUUCCCAGGAAGCACAAUAUCCCGAGCCGGGCACAGUUUAACUUUUGUUCCAAGCGUAUCAACAAGAUAUGCUUUUGUGUACGGAGGAAGGCAAAGACAUGAGACUGAGCACAUUGUUUGCAAGGUAGAGCACCCCUUGGCACCAGUGUAUUCUUCGAGUUUUCCUGAAGAAGUGCUGAAAAAUGGGAAAAGGGUCGAAGUACCCCCAGGGCGAAGUUACCACAGCGCUGUGGAUGUCCAUGGCGUUGUUGCCAUCUAUGGAGGUUUCAUCCAAGGGAAGUCCGUCAGGGGUUUGCUGGAUGGGGUCAACGAACUUUACCUCCACGAUGGACGGAAUGGGGCGUGGCUGGUGCCCGAGAUGAAAGGGGAGUGGCCGAGGAGGGCGGGGCACACAGCGGCGAGGAUCGGGGAGAGCAGCAUCGUCAUCUUUGGAGGAGAACAUUCUGGGAGGCAGUUUAAUGACAUCCAUGUUGUCACAUGGUGACGUAACCCAACUUGAGUAAUUCAAACUGAAACAUGAAUGCCAUGCCAAAAUGCUCUUGCCAAUUAUCUGAAAUAGUUUCUGAUAGGUCAGUGAUUUUUAUGUAUUCUCUUGAAUGGCUAGCUUUUUAAUUCAUUGUUUUGGAUGAGAAAUAUGCAAAUAACAAUGUAAAUAUAGUUAUAUUUCUUCUGUUUCAUCCUCAUAUUUGUGCAGAUAUCAGAAGUGGUGAAGUAUAGUGAGACAAAAAUAUCAAAAUUUUUAAAUGUGAAAAUGACAAACAUUUCAUCAAAUACUAAUUUUAUCAUAAUAUGAACUUGGUCUGUCUGUUACCAGAGAAUCUGAUGGAUCAAUUGUUGUUUUGAGACAAAACAAUACUGAAAUAUAAAUGUGUUCAUUAAAACCUUAUCGCCUAAUGUUUGUUUGAAUUUGAUUGCUCUGAAGAUGUAUUUGAAUAAAAAAAAUUAAAAGUUUA
Patiria miniata (bat star) is the source of this 1580-nucleotide messenger RNA. Its product is annotated as protein GLUTELIN PRECURSOR ACCUMULATION 3-like. The record is from RefSeq and is a predicted model, not a curated record. Bases 137 to 1111 code for a protein of 324 amino acids. Gene Ontology annotation, molecular function: protein binding. NCBI's taxonomy places the organism in Eukaryota, Metazoa, Echinodermata, Asteroidea, Valvatida, Asterinidae. The transcript is spliced from 2 exons.